Nicotiana tabacum (common tobacco) is the source of this 1371-nucleotide messenger RNA. NCBI's taxonomy places the organism in Eukaryota, Viridiplantae, Streptophyta, Magnoliopsida, Solanales, Solanaceae. The record is from RefSeq and is a predicted model, not a curated record.
CCCUCCACAAACCCAUUUGAAUUACAAAUCCCUUCUUCUCCAAAUCACUUUGCAAAAAUGGCUUCCAAAACUCAAAUUCAUCCUCCAAAACCCCCAAAACAACCACCAAAAACUCCACAAAAACAAUGGUCGCUCGACGAUUUCGAAAUCGGAAAACCGCUCGGCAAAGGCAAAUUCGGUCGUGUUUACCUGGCUCGUGAAGUUAAGAGUGGGUUUAUAGUGGCAUUAAAGGUGGUAUUCAAGGAGCAAAUAGAGAAAUACAGGCUGCACCACCAACUGAAGAGGGAAAUGGAGAUUCAAACGAGUCUUCGCCACCCGAAUGUACUGAGGCUCUAUGGCUGGUUCCAUGAUGAGGAGCGAAUUUUCUUGAUUUUGGAGUACGCUCAUGGCGGUGAGCUCUACAGGGAGCUUAGGAAGACUGGUCGCCUGCCUGAGGAACAAGCCGCCACGUAUAUUGCAAGUCUUACACAAGCACUGGCGUAUUGUCACGAGAAGCAUGUCAUUCACAGGGAUAUAAAGCCAGAAAACCUGUUACUUGAUCAUGAGGGCCGCUUGAAGAUUGCAGACUUUGGGUGGUCUGUACAAUCUAGAAGCAAGAGACAUACAAUGUGCGGAACUCUAGAUUAUCUAGCACCAGAAAUGGUGGAGAACAAAGCUCAUGAUUAUGCAGUUGACAAUUGGACUUUGGGGAUUCUUUGCUAUGAGUUUUUAUAUGGCGGGCCUCCAUUUGAGGCCGAGAGACAGACCGACACAUUCAGAAGAAUUAUGAAGGUAGACCUCAGCUUCCCCCCAACACCUGAAGUGUCUGCCGAUGCUAAGAAUCUCAUUAGCCAGCUUCUUGUGAAGGACUCUUCGAAAAGGCUCUCUCUUCGAAAGAUCUUGGAGCACCCUUGGAUAAUUAAGAAUGUCACUGGUUAGUUAAAGCGCGGUGUAGUGAAAGUAGCAGAUCCCACAAUGGUAUUUGCCUUCUGGUGUUUCAACUCUUUUUCGUAUUACGUAUGAGAUGUAAUCAUCUUGAUUCCAAUAGUUUGUAUCAGAUGGAGUGUGAAGAUUUGUUGGUGGACAUUGAUAUUGAUUCCUGGAAGGGAGCCUUGGAGCAACGGGUUCACGGGUUCGAACUAAAGGCCACGGUUUGUAAAGUUGUAAAGUUGUUCCGUGUGACUUGUAACUCAUGGGUUCGAGCCGUAGAAUUAUCCAUUAAUGCUUGCAUUAAGGUUGACUGCCUACAUCACACCCCCUUGGGCUGUGGUCCUUUCCCGGAUCCUGCAUAAACGCGGGAUGUUUCGUGCACCGGGUCGCCCCUUUUCUUAAUUGUGUAUCAUUUGCAUGACUUUCAUGGAUGUUCUAUUAAUUUCAAAUCUCAGUUUAUCA